AUGGCAACUUCUGCAGUCGUUCUCACCGGCUUGAACAACAAUCGAGCGUUUCUGGUUGUACUCACCAAACCUUAUCGAACACAUAGUGAACUGACAAGCACGCUGAAAUCGAAUAACAUCGAACUAUCCAUUGGACGAAUGUACGAGGCGAAAAUUAAAAAUGGGAGAAUUGAGACCCUUGUCAAGAGCUUGCCCAGCGCUUUCACUGCGCGUGGAAGAACGUUUGAGGUUUAGAAAUAAUAAUAAUUUUUGAAAUUAUUCUCAGUUAGUAUCAGUUUAAGCAUUUACAUAAUAUUACGAUUGCAGGCUGAAGCUACUAUGGAGAACGGCAGGGUUCUCACUUUGACAACCCGUAAGUUUGAAUCGAUUGGAGAAACUAAAAAUAUUUCUUGCAGCGCAAGUCGAAAUAUCCGAUCCGACUGACAUUUAUCUCGAUAGUCCGCCGACGUUCACUGUGCAAUUCAGUGUCAAAAAUGAAAAAGAAAAAAAUUUUUUGACUACGUUUGUAGCAGAUAAGGUGAAUUUUCUCUCAGUAACUCAUCUAAAAUUGCUUCAGAGGACAAACGCUGCGAUUUUGAACACGACGGUCCCUCAGGCCUCAAACCAAAUCUCCUUCGAAGAAGCCCGGAGGCACUUCCAAACUUUGGACAAGAAUCCUAACAUGCGCGAUUUUUUGAUUAUCGAGAUGGGAAUUGGCGCUUACAAGGCCAUGGAAAACUUUUUUAAUUGA
This is a messenger RNA of Caenorhabditis auriculariae, 730 nucleotides long. The record is from the annotation of a GenBank genome assembly. Lineage: Eukaryota; Metazoa; Nematoda; Chromadorea; Rhabditida; Rhabditidae.